AUGGGUGCGCAACUUAGAGAUGCUGAGUUGAUGGGAGAAAACAUCAUUGGCAUUUACCUCUCAGAAGAGCCGAUGUGCGAUUCCACUCAGCCAGUGGAAGAUGAUGAGCCGAGGCUACGGCGCUUUAUCUAUGAUGGAGAAAAUAUUCAACAACCUCAAUUGAUCGGUAGCGGGAUACACGGCGUGGUGGUCCUGAUAGCCAUCAAAGGAGCUGAAUAUGUUUUGAAAAUUUUCAGGCAUUGGAAGCAACCCGGUCCUGUCUUUUAUGACUAUGAUAGUGCCCUCCUUAUCUCACCACUUGCGUGUGAAAGCAGAGCUUUUGCUCGACUGCACUCACUCAACGAAAAUGGAACUUGGGCUGCGCGGUGCUACGGAUGGAUGACACUGUCCGAUACUCAAUUUGGAUGCUUGAAAAUGUUGUUGACACUAAUGAUCUGA
Exophiala viscosa is the source of this 438-nucleotide messenger RNA. Its product is annotated as kinetochore Sim4 complex subunit FTA2-domain-containing protein. Lineage: Eukaryota; Fungi; Ascomycota; Eurotiomycetes; Chaetothyriales; Herpotrichiellaceae. The transcript is spliced from 2 exons. The record is from RefSeq and is a predicted model, not a curated record. Bases 1 to 438 code for a protein of 145 amino acids.